Messenger RNA from Oncorhynchus kisutch (coho salmon), 4471 nucleotides. RefSeq names its product peroxisome proliferator-activated receptor delta b (gene ppardb). Lineage: Eukaryota; Metazoa; Chordata; Actinopteri; Salmoniformes; Salmonidae. Bases 521 to 2092 code for a protein of 523 amino acids. Gene Ontology annotation, biological process: negative regulation of inflammatory response; negative regulation of cholesterol storage; positive regulation of transcription by RNA polymerase II. The record is from RefSeq and is a predicted model, not a curated record. The transcript is spliced from 8 exons. Gene Ontology annotation, molecular function: nuclear receptor activity; DNA-binding transcription repressor activity, RNA polymerase II-specific; zinc ion binding. Gene Ontology annotation, cellular component: nucleus.
CAUUUUUAUUUUCAUGAAUUUUGACGAUAUAGCCAAUUUUGCCUUUGUGAUUCUGUAACGUGAACUAAUGGAAGCAGGCACUCAGAGGGCAACAGCGGUGCGCAGAGAAGGUUGACUGAGUGAGGUGUAUGAUUCACACUGGGCUAACAGUAGUUAGCAGGAGCUCACUGAAAAGUUUGAUCCAAAAUGUACUUUAACCAGCCAGCUACCAGACAGGGAGACUGUACUGCAAGCAUACAAGACAAACUAUUUGACAGUAUUGACAGAUGAAUUGGGAUUUUUUUUUUUACAAGUUCAGAGCUAGCUAACGUAAGCUAGCUAGCGUUAGCUAGCUGCUAGCAAACAACACCUCACAGCCAGCGAAUCGAAUCAAGUGCUAAUGGACACGUUUUGGUAACUUCACCGGUACACAUUCUUUGGAAAAGCAAGCAACACCAUUGAGAAAGGGGAGACCAUGUCAACAACAUCAUGACAGACAGGGAAGAGGCACUUUAGCACCCUGACCACAAGGUAAGGAGCCAUGGAUGUGUUACAGCAGCUACCUUCCCCUGAGCACCUUGAACAGGUGAAUGGGGAGACUAGGACAGGCCCGCAGCCCCUAUGUGGCCCAAACUCUCCACAUCCCCUGCUCAUGGCAGCUGAUGAUAUAUGGACUGCAAGGGAGGUGGAGGCAGUGGCCCCUGACUUUGGAGGGUUGACGGACCUGCAGGAGCUGGGGGUUGAGGAGGGUGAAGGCAGUGGGGCGGAGAGGCUGAGGUCCCCCAUCUCGAGGGUAUCAUGGAAUGGGACUGGCAGCCAACAGAAUGGAGAGAAUGGAGGAGGGGAAGAGGAGGGACUGGAGAAGGACAAUACUAGCUACAGCAGACAAGACAGUCCUGCUGCUGAUAACAACUAUACAGACCUGUCUCACACGUCGUCUCCCUCGCUGUCGGAGCAGCUGCGUCUGGGACGGGAUGAGGCCACAGGGCCUGGUAUCAACGUGGGGUGUAGGAUCUGUGCUGACAAAGCUUCAGGGUUCCACUACGGUGUGCAUGCCUGCGAGGGCUGCAAGGGCUUCUUCCGGCGGACCAUUCGGAUGAAGCUGGAGUACGAGCGCUGUGAGAGAGCCUGUAAGAUCCUGAAAAAGAACCGUAAUAAGUGCCAGUACUGCCGCUUCCAGAAGUGCCUGGCCCUGGGCAUGUCCCAUGACGCGAUCCGGUAUGGGCGUAUGCCGGGGGCUGAGAAGAAGAAGCUAGUGGCUGGCCUGCUAGCAGAGGAGCUGGACCCCCACCACCUUGGUGGCUCAGACCUCAAGACCCUGGCUAAACAGGUGUACCAAGCCUACCUGAAGAACCUCAUUAUGACCAAGAAGAAAGCCCGCAGCAUCCUCACCGGCAAGACCAGCUGCACAUCGCCGUUUGUGAUCCAUGAUGUGGACACCCUGUGGCAAGCAGAGAGUGGUCUAGUGUGGAACCAGUUAAUCCCGGGCGCGCCCCUCACAAAGGAGAUAGGGGUACACGUGUUUUACCGCUGUCAGUGCACCACGGUGGAGACGGUACGAGAGCUAACUGAGUUCGCCAAGAACAUCCCAGGGUUUGUGGAUCUCUUCCUCAACGACCAGGUGACACUACUGAAGUAUGGUGUCCACGAGGCCAUCUUCGCCAUGCUGCCCUCCCUCAUGAACAAAGAUGGCCUCCUGGUGGCCAACGGGAAGGGCUUUGUGACCCGGGAGUUCCUGAGGAGCCUCCGUAAACCCUUCAGUGAGAUCAUGGAGCCCAAGUUUGAGUUUGCUGUGAAGUUCAAUGCUCUGGAGCUGGAUGACAGUGACCUGGCUCUGUUUGUGGCCAUUAUCAUCCUGUGUGGAGACCGCCCAGGGCUAAUGAACGUGAAGCAGGUCGAACAGAGUCAGGACGGUAUUCUCCAGGCCUUGGACCAGCACCUGCAGGCCAACCACCAGGACUCCCUCUACCUCUUCCCCAAGCUGCUGAACAAGAUGGCCGACCUCAGACAGCUUGUCACAGAGAACGCCUUGCUGGUGCAGAAGAUCAAGAAGACAGAGUCGGAGACCUCUCUGCACCCUCUACUACAGGAGAUCUAUAAGGACAUGUACUGACUGGACUAAGCCAGACUGAACAUGUACUGACUGGACUAAACCAGACUGAACAUGUACUGACUGGACUAAACCAGACUGAACAUGUACUGACUGGACUAAACCAGACUGAACAUGUACUGACUGGACUAAACCAGACUGAACAUGUACUGACUGGGCUAAACCAGACUGAACUGAACUGGACUGGACUGGGACUUCUGCUAGUGCAGGAUUUCUACAAGGACAUGUACUCGUCUCCUCAAAAGUAGUGCACAACAUAGGGAAUAGGUUGUCAUUUCGGACACACCCCUAGUCUGAGACCUCAUUGCUCCCGCUACUGCAGGAGCUCAACAAGAACAUGACUGGACACAGUGGCCUAAACCGGACCAACUCGGACUAGACUUUGUUGCAUCUGCUCCUACAGGAAUUGGACUAAACCAGAUUUAACAGGAUCGGACCGUACCUUGCUGCACUCUCUACUGUAGGAGAUCUAUAAAGACAUUCAUGUACUAGUCCUCCUCAUAAGCAAAGCCACACUGUUCAAUUCAAUACUUUAUUGUCCCCUUAGAGCAAACCCUGACUUAGCAAAUAGUGUCCCCUUAGAGCAAAUACUGACUGUAGUUGACAGCAAUAUGUUUACAUAAUGAUGUUAUGUAUAUAUUAAUGUACAAUACCAAUCAAAUGUUUGGACACACCUACUCAUUCCAGGGUUUUUCUUUAUUUUUACUAUUUUCUAUAUUGUCACCUGGAAUACAUUGCAAUUAACAGGCGUGCCUUGUUAAAAGUUCAUUUGUGGAAUUUCUUUCCACAGUCCCCCGACCUCAACCAAAUUGAGAUGGUUUGGGAUGAGAUGGAUCGCAGAGUGUAGGAAAAGCAGCCAACAAGUGCACAGCAUAUGUAGAAACUCCUUCAAGACUGUUGGAAAAGCAUUCCUCAUGAAGCUGGUUGAGAUAAUGCCAAGAGUGCAAAGCUGUCAUCAUAGCAAACAGUGGCUACUUUGAAGAAUAUAAAAUAUUAUUUGAUUUAUCGUUUCAUACACUACACUUUUUUUGGUUACUACAUGAUUCCAUGUGUUAUUUCAUAGUUUUGAUAUCUUCACUAUUAUUCUACAAUGUAGAAAAUAGUACAAAUAAAGAAAAACCCAUGAAUGAGUAGGUGCUGCUGUAGGGAUUUCGCUAAUGGAGGUAACACUAACACUAAUGGAGGUACGAGACCAAUUAUGUAGACCUCUUCUUCCAGAGUAAUGUUGUGAAUGGGUACUACUACCCUAAUUGAGUCUGUUGCCAAAACCUGGCAAACCUUUUUUUAACAGGUUUCACUUCACAUUAUGAGUAAAAUUUUGUCAUCUCAUGAAUGCAUUUGGAGGUUUGCUGUUAAGGAAAUUGUUUAUUCAGGUUACAAAGUAUUUAUAAGUUCUAAAGAGACUAUAUAGAAGUUGCUUAACAACAUGGUGCAGGUCAAAAGGAAAACAGGAUGGUGCAGGUCAAAAGGAAAACAGGAAACGGAUGUUAAUCAAUAUGGAUAGUGUUAGAGUUUGAAAAACUAGUUAUUAACAUAAACUUGAGCCUGUACCUUUCCUUGGUUAUACUGUAUUCAACUUAAUAUUUGUUAACAUUUUCAUACUUCUCUCAGAAUCGUUUCAUACACUACUGGUACUGUUAGCAGUAGAGCAAUUGUUUUAGGGAAUUUAAUUGUAGUUAGGGAAUAAAAAAAAAGUUUAUGAAUAAUGUUCACCAGAAUAAUGGUGGUAAUUUUGUUAGAUUGUACAGAUGUGUGCUCUUUGGUUUAACCAAGGUAUCUAAGUGGUGAGUUGUAAUGUUAUAAUAUACCUGGGUACACAAAUUAUAAAUGUAUAGAUAAUUAUGACAACUAAUGACACAAAGUCUUACAUACGUUUUUAAGGCUGUCAUCUUUCAGUGAUCAUCGGUUAUGGACAGGUACCACUGUGAAAUGUGACUACCCCCAACAUGUUUUCUAAAAUACUGAAGUAAUAUUGUCUAGAUGAGUUUGGCCUUUUACUUUGAGAGGUGUGAUUCUGUAUCUAAUCUAGAUGAAUGGAGAACCAGCAAAAGACCAGUCCUUAAACCUUAGUGUAUUACUUAAGUUACUGGUACAUGUAAUGUAGUGGUGCCUGCCUAUCUUACCACGACUCAGGACAGACAACGUGGCUGCUUUGUGGAUUAAAGAUAUGUCUGGCAUAAUACAUUUGAAUGAUGACCAAAAUCACACCUUUGAACUCUUCAUCCACUCAGGACUAUAAUGUACAACACUGAACAAAUUACUUUUUCAAGGAUUUUCAAGGAUUUUAUGUAUUCUAUCUACAAUUUCAUUAUUGUUUCUAGGUCUGCACUCUCUGGGGUUGGGACUUUAAUAAAUGCAAAAUAGCAAAUAAAAAGUGUUUUA